Messenger RNA from Gadus macrocephalus (Pacific cod), 4485 nucleotides. It is a transcript of the gene ccsapa, whose product is annotated as centriole, cilia and spindle-associated protein a. Gene Ontology annotation, molecular function: microtubule binding. Bases 595 to 1476 code for a protein of 293 amino acids. The record is from RefSeq and is a predicted model, not a curated record. Gene Ontology annotation, cellular component: ciliary transition zone; centriole; spindle. NCBI's taxonomy places the organism in Eukaryota, Metazoa, Chordata, Actinopteri, Gadiformes, Gadidae. Gene Ontology annotation, biological process: regulation of mitotic spindle assembly. The transcript has 4 exons.
GUUUAAACGACCUGCCCUUCAGACAGCCCAACCUUACAGCCAACACGGUCAAGUACUGGAUUAUGAAUCCUUUACACCAAAGUAAACUCAUUAGGCCUACAUCUUGUGAGGGCCCCAGGGUGUCGCUAAUGCAGCAGGUUUAAUGUCCUGCUAGUUUGAAUAAAUAAAUAAACAUAAAUAAACAACCACAUUUACAACACCUGAUCCCACUGAAAGUCCCUGCUUCCCACCUUCUCGCCAAUGACGAUGAUCUGGAGCAUCCCGUUCCAAGGGGGGCUCCGUCGCGAGAGGAAAGCGCCGUGGGGGACGAGGUUAUCUGCAGCGUAGGGAGAGCGGCGAGUUCUAUACAGACGCAUGCGCAGUAAGGUUGCGCUGGCUCAUCUCUGAGAAACACGUCGACCCUCUCCUCCUCGGAUGCUGGGACCGGACUCCCUCACCUGCGGGAUGCUGACCGUGUGACAGCCUGUGGUCAUGCUGCUGGGGGGGUCGACGAGUCAACGUUAAGGUCCGUCGAGUAACGGGAGCAAAGGUCGCGUGCAGGCUUACUGCAGCACAUUAUUCUCCCCGCUCCCAGUUCUGAAGGGACGAGGGAGGAUGACGCAGCCUAAAGACAGCAUGGCCGCCGUGGUGACCAAGAAGCUCCGCUGCACGGAGUACAUGAAGAAGUUCCGCGAGCCCAAGUGGGAGACGUUCUCCAAGUGCUACGAGGACUCCCUGAGGUACCGGCUGACCCGGCGGGUCAUGGAGCACUCCCACAAGCCCUGGGUGUGGAACGGCUGGGACCGCGUCUCCGACUCCAGCGGGGGCUCCACUCCGCGGCCGCCCCGCAGAGAGAUCGCCCCGCUCUCCGUGGUCCCUCAGAUGCACUCCGAGGUCAGGGGUCGCGACCGACUGUCCAAAUUCGAGCCGCCACCUGAGCCCAAGCCCCCUUUCAGGGGUGUAGACGCCGAGGUCAAGGCGAGGGAAACGGACACGUCUCUGGCAGGGAGCCGUCCGGGUGUGAGGGCCCGGCGGGGGCCCACGAAGGAGGCCUUGAGCAGCACCGGACCCUCAGAGACCACCGAGACGGACGCUGGGCCAUUGGAUUCCUCAGACCAGGAGCCAACGAGACCCGGGCCCCGGCGCCGCCCCCGCCGGCCCCCGGCCGCCCUUCACCACGGGGGGUCUGGAGACGAGAGCGGGGCGGUCCGCAAGCCCUCCCGGGCCAAGAGCCAGCCCUCCCUUGUCGCCAAGGAGACGCUGCAGCGCUCCGGACGACAUCACUGGCUUGAUGCCAAGCAGCAGGUCCAGGGUAGGGUGACGGCGGACGCCUGUGUCCAGACCACCCGGCGCAGCUCGGACAAGAGGGCAUCGAACCCGGAGCGGCGGCGGGCGCGCUCGGCCGACCUGGAGAAGACCCAGAGGUCUGAGCUGACGGUGGUGGACAGCCAUUGGGUGACGGAGUACAUGCGCUGCUUCUCUGCCCGCCUCCGGUAGGGGGAGGGGCUACUCCGGCCGACACGCUAGAGGAAUCUAGAAGCGACUGGCUGGACCCCCCCGGAAGGUUCUAGGAAGGUUCUAGCCUGAAGUCGCCAGACCGAACGAGUAGGAAUCUGGAAGUUCUCAGUUCGUUUGCGAUUUCUAAGGGGUGUAAUCAAACCGUGCGGACCAAAAUGCCUCAGGAAGCCUUAGGGUAGACGACGUCCAACCAAUCAGAGCAACGACACAUGUGACACAUCAGCAGCAGCCAUCUUGGUUGUUUAUGAAAUGCCUCAACGGCGCUCCCACAGGUUUUUAAUCUGUACAGUCUUCGUAUCCAACACGCCCCAUAUUAGAUGUAUUUUAUUGAAUUGUAUUUAUUGAUCCUUUAUUUAGUCAGAAAGAUCUCAUAUAGAUAUAGAGAAUAUAGAGAAUGCUCUCUUCUUCUUGGGAGUCCUGGUCAAGACGACAGCACAAUAGUUACGCCGAGAAAAUAACUGUUUCACUACGUUGAUAAGCGGUUGUGAUUAACCCGACCCUGGCCAGGUCUGCUGGACACCUGUCUGAACGGGAUGGGGGCCAGACGCAUAGGCAAGGGCAAAUGAAUCAUGGGCUUGCAGAGUCGUCUGCUUCUCAGGGUAGGACAAUUCAAGAAGAUUCUGGCAGACUACAAUAAUCUAGGAAACUUGGGUCUUGAGACAAUCCUGGACACGUGACUCACAUUCUGUUUGGCUAAAAGGAUCAGUAUGGAUCUCUAAAUCGAUCUUAUGAAAUAACAAUCUGGGCAUUAACUUUAACAUUCACAUAAGUAAAGUAAACACAGCCAUGAGUCCAGAUAUUAGAGAAAUAGGAAUCCAAGAGUAUCCACGAGCACUAGCGGAGGAUACAUUUGCGCCGUUCUAAGCAGCACGCCCUAUCGGUGUCACGUGUUUUGUAACGCUGAUUGGCUGAGGGGUUUCUCUGUCAGAUACUCCCACCCACGGAUAAUUGGUCCCAUGAGCAAGAGGGUUUCCAGGCUAAGGGAACUCUUGAAUAUUCUCUGAGAUUCUGGAAUAUUCUGGUAGUUUAUUGGAGAUACUGAAAGAUUCAAUAAUAAUCUAGAAGUGGGAAAGAAGUCCAAAUAGUCUCCUGGCGUCAGGGGCUAUAAGAUCUUGAUAUAUAAGCACUCUAUAAGAAAUGUAUAUGAAACAUCAGGGGCAAAACACCACAAAGUAUUUUAGUAUCUCUAUCUUGUUUAGAAUUUAAUGAUUCUUUGUUUCUGAACAAGAACCCUCCAUUACUGAUGCAUUAUAUCAUGUAGGCAGCUGCAUGUGCUCUGAAAUUAGAGGAAAUGUUUAAUUGAAGAUAAAUAGAGGACCAAAUAGUGAAAUAUUUUUGAUAUACAUUUUACUAUUUUAAAGAUAUUGAUUUUAUGCUCUAUUGUCUGAUCUAGGAAAGGAUUAAAAACAGGCAUAAUUAAACAAAUACUUAAAUUAUUUAGUAUUCAAAAUAUGGCGAUUUUGCCUUUUAUUGUUGUCAGAGAAAAUAGUAUUCUGAAUAGUCUAAAGAUCUAAUAAAAAAGAGAGGGGGAGAAAGGUAGAGCAUUCAACACGACCGCCGCCCUGUUUAUGUUCUGGCUUAGAACUUUUACCCACCUUUUAAAAAUAUUGAAAAGCUUUUUAAUAUUCUUUCAUGAUUCCAGAAUGUAUUUUCUCUCAGAGGGGAGUACGAGGAGGUAAGGUAUAGCUUUAAAUUAGGACAUCUAUUUUGGUCAGAUUUAAAGCUGAAAUUUGUUAAUUUUGAAACAUGAAAUUCCCAUAUGACAUGGUUGUCAGUUAUGUCUUUGGUUGUAAUGGUUGUGGAAUGCUGUGGGUCUUGUAUUGAUAGUGAGGACCAUGAAGAGUGAAGUUUUGCUGGUAUUAUGGAUUUGUUAUUGUUCUGAUGAGCGUUUAGCGUGACGAUGUUACAGCGUGUUAAGCUAAACUUUAGUUGGACUACUUUUGAUGAUUGUUCUCUUAACUGAUUGUAUCUCCACAGAGGGCUAAGUACAAUAAGUAAUGGCUUGUUCUGGCUAAUGUGCAUUCAUUUACUUACAUUAUCUCUUUUAGUCUGAAGCUAAACCAUACAUAUAUUAUUUACGCAGAGGUAGAGAAUGUGGAGGAAGAGGAGUGUGUUUCUGUUUAUUUUAAUAAUUGUUAUAGUUGUAAUGCGUGUACAAUCUUAAGUGAACUCCGGCCUGUCUUUCACAUGCACUCCUUCACGUGCACUCGGUCAGGUGCCCUCCCUCACGUGCGCUCUCUUACUUGGUCAGUUAAUGUAAAUUCAUUUAAAAUGGCUAAAUUAUAAGAAAAUAUGUUUUCUGACCAUCUUCACUGGUCAUCAACCAAAUGUAUUUUGUGAAAAGUGGAUACUUUUUAACCUAUUCUGUCAUGUGGUCAUAAAGCUUGUCACAGGCUACAUGGUAUUCAAAUUAUACCAUGUUAUCACUACUAGUUGCACAUGGUUAUACAUGGUACUACAUUUACAUUAAUACUCUUACUAUACCAAUGCCACUCAGGUUAAACUAACCAUAAGUAAAACACAAUUAUCAAUAAUACACAGAUUGGUUUGUGUUAUGCAUUCCGGACCUGAAAUCGUGUAAAAAUGAUACUUUUCCCAUUCCUUUAAAACAAAUGUGAGUUGUUUGACGUUUUUAAAACAAUUGAAAGCUACAGGAUUUCCAUGAAUGAACUGCAACUAAAUUCACAACUUAAAGUCUAUUGAUGUCAGCUACUUUUAAUUUGAUGAAUAUAGCGUAGUCAGUGUUGAUAAAUUAAAUAAAAUAAAGUUUUUGUACUGCUUAAGAAACGAUGAAAAAGGUGUGUCAAACAAAAAUCAUGCACCAUGACUGUUCUCCACUGAAGUUUACAUUUUGACCACUGUAUUCAUAUUUCAAACCCUGUUUCUAACUUUAUUAGUAUGUCAAACAAUGUAUUAAUAUUUUAAACGCUAUAUUUUCAUUCCUUAUGAAGCACUUCUGUGAUUUAUUAAACCAUAUUUGAAUUAUGA